AUGCACGGUGUGACAGUAUCACCGUCUCAACCAUGGGACCAUAUGGACUAUAGGAGGAGGGAUGAAGAGAUUUGGUUCUGUCACCCUCAAAGCCUCAUGCCAACGUCCAAUAUGUCUGAGCCGGUCGGCGCCCGUCACUAUCGACUCUCAUACAGGAUAUGCCAUGGUCUUCGACCUUCGUCCCACCCAUCAUGGUGCCAUAGGACUAUAGGGCGAGAGACGAAAAGACUUGUUUGGUGGUAUUUCCAUUUGAAACCGUUAUAA
Macrosiphum euphorbiae (potato aphid) is the source of this 264-nucleotide messenger RNA. The record is from the annotation of a GenBank genome assembly. Lineage: Eukaryota; Metazoa; Arthropoda; Insecta; Hemiptera; Aphididae.